Molecule: messenger RNA, 3578 nt
Organism: Gastrolobium bilobum
Lineage: Eukaryota; Viridiplantae; Streptophyta; Magnoliopsida; Fabales; Fabaceae
Product: alpha-aminoadipic semialdehyde synthase
Exons: 25
Coding region: 130-3312 (1060 amino acids)
Cellular component (GO): cytoplasm
Molecular function (GO): saccharopine dehydrogenase activity
Source: RefSeq, a predicted model, not a curated record
AAACGUGUUCGAUUACUGUUCUUGGGGUAAAGCUUGGUGAUUUAUAUCUAUACGAGAGGGAAAUCAGGUGGGGUGUGUUUGUUUUAUGAGUUGGUUAAUGCUGUGAGUGAAGGAAAGAGUUUGGGAGAAAUGAGUAUUGAGAGAGGGAAAAGGAGCAUGCUUGGGAACGGUGUUGUUGGGAUCCUGGGAGAGUCUGCGAAUAAAUGGGAAAGAAGGGCACCUUUAACCCCAUCACACUGUGCUCGAAUACUUCACGGUGGGACAGGUGUGUCUAGAAUUAUUGUUCAGCCUUCCACUAAGAGAAUUCAUCAUGAUGCUCUCUAUAAGGAAGUUGGCUGUGAAAUAUCCCAAGACUUGUCACACUGUGGUCUCAUCCUUGCCGUUAAGCAACCAAAGCUAGAGAUGAUAUUACCAGAUAGAACUUAUGCCUUCUUCUCCCAUACUCAUAAAGCACAGAAAGAGAACAUGCCCUUGCUAGAUAAGAUCCUAGCUGAGAGGGCAUCGUUAUAUGACUAUGAAUUAAUUGUUGGGGACAAUGGAAAAAGGUUACUAGCAUUUGGAAAAUUCGCUGGCAGAGCUGGAAUGAUUGACUUCUUACGUGGAUUAGGACAGCGAUUUUUGAGUCUUGGAUAUUCAACACCUUUCCUGUCACUGGGAUCAUCUUACAUGUACCCUUCCUUGGCUGCUGCUAAGGCUGCUGUGAUUUCUGUUGGUGAAGAAAUUGCAACCCAGGGAUUGCCAUUGGGGAUUUGCCCCCUGGUUUUUGUGUUUACUGGUUCAGGAAAUGUUUGUUCUGGUGCACAAGAGAUAUUUAAGCUUCUUCCUCAUACCUUUGUGGAUCCAUCUAGACUAUGCGACCUACAUAAAGUGGGGCGUGACACAGAUCAACCACGGCAUUCAUCAAAAAGAGUUUUCCAAGUUUAUGGUUGUGUUGUUACUGCCCAAGACAUGGUUGAACCCAAAGAUCCCAUGAAAGUGUUUGACAAAGCAGACUACUAUGCACAUCCAGAGCAUUACAAUCCCAUUUUCCAUGAAAAAGUAGCACCAUAUGCAUCUGUUAUUGUCAAUUGCAUGUACUGGGAGCAAAGAUUUCCUAAGUUGUUGAGCUAUAAGCAGAUUCAAGAUUUAAUGAGAAAGGGGUGCCCACUUGUUGGAGUAGCAGACAUAACGUGUGAUAUAGGGGGUUCAGUUGAGUUUGUUAACCGCACUACCUCAAUUGAUUCACCCUUCUUCAGAUAUGAUCCCAUAAUGGAUUCCUACCAUGAUGACAUGGAGGGGAAUGGUGUGAUAUGUUUAGCGGUUGACAUUCUUCCAACAGAAUUUGCGAAAGAGGCUUCCCAACAUUUUGGAAACAUACUGUCCCAAUUUGUCAUAAAUUUGGCUUCUGCUACAGACAUUACAAAGUUGCCUGAUCACUUAAGGAGAGCUUGCAUAGCCCAUGGAGGUGUGCUAACCUCCUUAUAUGAUUAUAUCCCACGCAUGCGGAACUCUGAUUCAGAGGAAGUAUCAGAAAACUCAGCAAAUUCUUUAUCUAACAAGAGGAAAUACAAUAUAUUGGUAUCUCUCAGUGGUCACUUAUUUGAUAAGUUUUUGAUAAAUGAGGCCUUAGAUAUUAUUGAAGCUGCAGGAGGCUCCUUCCACUUGGUCAACUGCAAUGUGGGUCAGAGUACUAAUGCUAUAUCAUACUCUGAUCUUGAAGUUGGUGCAGAUGAUAGGGAUGUUCUGGAUCAUAUCAUUGAUUCUUUAACUUCUCUUGCUAAUCCAAAUGAAAACUCUAGAUUUUUAAAUCAAAAUUUAAGUAAAAUUUCACUUAAGCUUGGUAAAGUCCAAGAGAAUGGCAUAGAGAAGGAACCUGAUGCGAAAAAGAAGGCUGCAUUUUUAAUUCUUGGUGCUGGUCGGGUCUGUCAACCAGCUGCUGAGAUGUUAUCAUCAAUUGGAAGGCCUUCAUCCAGUCAAUGGUGUAAAACAUUGUUGUAUGAUGAUCUUGAAGAUCAAACUGAUGUUAAAGUCAUUGUGGGAUCUCUGUACCUGAAGGAUGCAGAGCAGAUUGUUGAAGGCAUUCCAAAUGUAACUGGAAUUCAGCUUGAUGUGAUGGAUCGUGCCAGUCUUUGUGAGUGUAUUUCACAGGUUGACGUCGUUAUAAGUUUGCUGCCCCCUAGUUGUCACGUUAUCGUAGCAAAUGCUUGCAUUGAGCUGAAGAAACAUCUUGUCACUGCUAGCUAUGUUGAUAGCUCUAUGUCAAUGCUAGAUGAUAGGGCUAAAGAUGCUGGUAUAACAAUUCUUGGUGAGAUGGGAUUGGACCCAGGAAUAGAUCACAUGAUGGCAAUGAAGAUGAUCGACCAAGCACAUUUGCGGAAGGGGAAAAUAAAGUCUUUCAAUUCUUACUGUGGUGGACUUCCAUCUCCUGAAGCUGCUAACAAUCCAUUAGCUUAUAAAUUCAGUUGGAAUCCUAAAGGGGCCAUCCGAGCUGGGCGCAAUCCUGCCACCUACAAAUACUGUGGUGAAACUAUACAUAUUGAUGGGGACGAUCUUUAUGAUUCAGCUACAAGACUAAGGAUACCUGACUUUCCUGCUUUUGCUUUGGAAUGUCUCCCAAACCGUAACUCUCUACUUUAUGGAGAUUUGUAUGGAAUAGGAUCUGAAGCAUCAACAAUUUUCCGUGGAACUCUCCGCUAUGAAGGGUUUUCUGAGAUUAUGGGGACACUUUCUAGGAUUGGCUUAUUUAACAACGAAGUUCAUCCGAUUCUACAGAAUGAACAGAGACCAACUUUCAGAAAAUUCUUGUUUGAACUUCUCAAAGUUGUAAGUGAAGAUCCAGAUGGACAAUUGAUAGAAGAGAAGGAAAUCAUGGAAAGGAUAUUAACAGUAGGGAAUUGCAAAGAUCAAAGAAGUGCAAUGAAGACAGCAAAAACAAUUAUAUUUUUGGGACUUCUUGAGCAAACAGAAGUCCCUGCUUCCUGCCAAAGUGCUUUUGAUGUUAUCUGUUUCCGUAUGGAGGAGAAGUUAUCCUACUCCAGCACCGAAAAGGAUAUGGUGUUUUUGCACCACGAAGUGGAGGUAGAAUACCCGGAGAGCCAACUCACAGAGAAUCAUAGAGCAACUUUGCUUGAAUUUGGAAAGACUGUCGAUGGAAAAACCACGAGUGCCAUGGCCCUUACUGUUGGUAUUCCAGCUGCUGUUGGAGCUCUGCUCUUACUGACGAACAAAAUUCAGACAAGAGGUGUCUUAAGGCCUAUCCAACCUGAAGUAUACAAUCCAGCACUGGAUAUUAUACAAGCUUACGGCAUCAAGUUGACUGAGAAGAAUGAGUAAUUUGCAUCUCUGAAGAUGGUGUUUGGUGUAUAUAACAUUAUGUAAUGAGAAUGUGAAUAAUUUCUACCAUAAUAAUUGCUGCAUUUCUACAAUCGCAACCACCAUCGUAUAUAAUAAAGUGUCAGAAAUGGACCAUACGGCACGGCACCAUCAAAUUCCCAUUUCGAUAGGAGCAAUAUCAGUUCAUGAACAUUUAUUGUAUACUAAUCAGGAAGUAUGACUCUAGAUGAUGUAUUGAAGACAAGAUUACUCUAAUAACUGGCACU